Messenger RNA from Vespa mandarinia (Asian giant hornet), 506 nucleotides. It is a transcript of the gene Def1, whose product is annotated as defensin 1. The record is from RefSeq and is a predicted model, not a curated record. Lineage: Eukaryota; Metazoa; Arthropoda; Insecta; Hymenoptera; Vespidae. Gene Ontology annotation, biological process: humoral immune response; defense response to bacterium.
AUCGAGGAAAUUAUCAAGUUUGAUUACAGCAAUCGUCGAGUAUCGAUCUUCUAAUAAUUAAAAUUUCAAACGUUUAGUCAAAGAUGAAGAUUUACGUUCUCGUGUCUCUAGUGCUUGUUGGAGUGGUAGCUAUCUCUGCUGCACCAUCCGAAUCAAGAUAUCCUAAAGUUGAGCUAUUUGAAGACAUUGCCGAAGUGUCAGAAGAACGUGCUACUAGACAGAGAAGAGUAACCUGUGACCUUUUAUCUGCCGGUGGUUUCGUUGGUGACACUGCCUGUGCUGCCAAUUGUUUAAGUAUGGGUAAAGCAGGUGGACAUUGUAAUGGCAGCGGUGUUUGUGUCUGUCGACAAGAUUCUAUCAAAGAUUUAUUCAACAAACGUUUUGGCUAAUGUUAACGAAAAGAAAAAACAACAUUAUUAUCAACGAAAUGAUUACUAUUUAUAAAACGAAUUAUACUAUUUUAUAACAUUAAUUUUUGUACGUACAAGAUAAUAAAACAGUUAUUG